AUGGGCCUCAACUGCAUGAGCCUACUGACUCCAAGCAAGGCCCCAUUCUACGGCAUUGUUCUCGGAAAUUCUUCUACACCGAUUAGUUCGGUCACCCUCCCGGUCACAUUCGGUAUAGAACAAAACUUCCGAACAGAGUACAUCAAGUUCGAAGUAGCCAACUUCGAAUCUUCCAACCACGCCAUACUGGGAAGACCUGCGCUGGCUAAAUUCAUGGCAGUACCACACUACGUGUACCUGCUCCUCAAGAUGCCAGGCAACACAGGAGUACUCUCCCUGCGAGGAGACCUCCUCAAAUCCUUCGAGUGCGACAAGGAAGCAAUAGAUCAUGCUGCCACAAUCUGA
Panicum virgatum (switchgrass) is the source of this 345-nucleotide messenger RNA. RefSeq lists its product as uncharacterized. The transcript has a single exon. NCBI's taxonomy places the organism in Eukaryota, Viridiplantae, Streptophyta, Magnoliopsida, Poales, Poaceae. The record is from RefSeq and is a predicted model, not a curated record. Bases 1 to 345 code for a protein of 114 amino acids.